Messenger RNA from Betta splendens (Siamese fighting fish), 4845 nucleotides. Its product is annotated as zinc finger protein 260-like. Bases 128 to 2290 code for a protein of 720 amino acids. NCBI's taxonomy places the organism in Eukaryota, Metazoa, Chordata, Actinopteri, Anabantiformes, Osphronemidae. Gene Ontology annotation, cellular component: nucleus. The transcript has 2 exons. Gene Ontology annotation, biological process: regulation of transcription by RNA polymerase II. Gene Ontology annotation, molecular function: DNA-binding transcription factor activity, RNA polymerase II-specific; RNA polymerase II transcription regulatory region sequence-specific DNA binding. The record is from RefSeq and is a predicted model, not a curated record.
AAGAAGAAAAAGUACACCACCGAAGAAGAUAAAGACUGGGCGGGACCCUGUGAGAUCUGGUGUCUUUGUUCCGCCAUCGUAGAGACCAUAGCCAGAGCAGAGAGCUGCUUUAGCAACCAGGAUCAAAAUGGAUCAGUACAAACUCGAAAUAAAAGAAGAGGAGGUGGACGUUCAUCUAGACCAAAAUGAGAGCGAUACGGAGCAGCAGGACCCGAGUUUAGCUGAGCGGAACCGUGGCAUUAGCAGAAUAAAGAUGGAGCAGCAGGACCCGAGUUUAGCUGAGCGGAACCGUGCCAUUAGCGGAUUAAAGAUGGAGCAGCAGGACCGGUCCAUUAGCAGAAUAAAAAUGGAGCAACAGGACCCGAGUUUAACCGAACAGGUCCGGUCCAUUAGCGUUAUAAAGGAAGAACAGCAUGACCCGAGUUUAACCGAACAGGACCCGAAUUUAACCGAGCAUGACCGGUGCAUUAGCGGAAUAAAGGAGGAAGAGCAGGACUCGAGAUUAGGCGAGCAGGACCGGUCCAUUAGCGGAAUAAAGCAGGAGCAGCAGGACCCCGACCACGCCGAUCAACAGGAACACAAAGGAAGAAGAGCUUCAAGGCUGUGUCUCUGUCAGCAAUGUAGCCAGGCCCUCGCCGAAAUAUCGGAGCUAAAGAAUCAUCAAAAGGUUCACUCUGGAGAGAAACCAUAUGGCUGUGACCAGUGUGGCAAAACUUUCUCUGCAAAACAUAACUUAGGGACCCAUCAUCAAAUUUAUACUGGAGAAGAACCACACACCUGCAUCCAAUGUGGUGUAGCUUUCUACAGGUCAAAGGAUUUAAGAAUCUACUGUUGUGGUCGCACUGGAGAGAAACGUCACUCCUGUGAACAGUGUGGAAAAGCGUUCUCUCGCCUCAGCGAUUUACUGGUACACCAACGCGUUCACACCGGAGAGAAACCGUACUCAUGUGAACAUUGUGGGAAAGCUUUCUCUCACAGCAGUAGUUUACAUGCACACCAACGGUUUCACACUGGAGAGAAGCCCCAUUCAUGUGAACAGUGUGGAAAAGUGUUCACUCGGCGCACAAAUUUACAGGCACACAAACUUGUUCACACUGGAGAGAAACCUCAUUCAUGUGAACAAUGUGGAAAAACAUUUUUUCAGCUCAGUCAGUUACGGGCACACAAACGUCUUCACACUGGAGAGAAACGCCAUUCAUGUGAACAGUGUGGAAAAGCGUUUUUUUACAGCAGUACAUUACUUGCACACAAACGUGUUCACACUGGAGAGAAACCUCACUCAUGUGAACAGUGUGGAAAAGCUUUCUCUCAAAAAAGUAGUUUACGGGCACACCAACGUGUUCACACUGGAGAGAAACCUCACUCAUGUGAACAGUGUGGAAGAGUGUUCAGUCGGCGCACAGAUUUACAGGCACACAAACUUGUUCACACUGGAGAGAAACCUCAUUCAUGUGAACAAUGUGGAAAAACAUUUUUUCAGCUCAGUCAGUUACGGGCACACAAACGUGUUCACACUGGAGAGAAACGCCAUUCAUGUGAACAGUGUGGAAAAGCGUUUUUUAAAAGCAGUACAUUACUUGCACACAAACGUGUUCACACUGGAGAGAAACCUCACUCAUGUGAAGAGUGUGGAAAAGCUUUCUCUCAAAAAAAGGGUUUACGGGCACACCAACAAGUUCACACUGGAGAGAAACCUCACUCAUGUGAAGAGUGUGGAAAAGCAUUCUCGAGGAGCAGUAAUUUACUGAAACAUCAACGUAUUCACACUGGAAAGAAAUCUCACUCAUGUCAACAGUGUGGAAAAGCAUUCUUUGAGCUCAGCGAGUUACAGGAACACCAACGUAUUCACACUGGAGAAAAGCCUCAUUCCUGUGAACAGUGUGGAAAAGCAUUUUAUCAGCUCAGUCAGUUACAGGCACACAAACGUAUUCAUGCUGGAGAAAAACCUCAUUCAUGUGAACAGUGUGGGAAAGUGUUUUCUCACAGCAGUAGAUUACUCGCACACAAACGUGUUCACACUGGAGAAAAGCCUUACUCAUGUGAACAGUGUGGAAAAGCUUUCUCUGAAAAAAGUAGUUUACGGGCACACCAGCGUGUUCACACUGGAGAGAAACCCUACUCAUGUGAACUGUGUGGAAAAGUGUUCUCUUGGCUCAGUAACUUUUAUGUACACCAACGUAUUCACACUGGAGAGAAACCUUACUCAUGUGAACAGUGCGGAAAAGCCUUCUCUCAAAGAAGAAGUUUACGAGCACACCAAUGUGUUCACACUGGAGAGACAAUUGUCUAACUAAAUGAAACCAUAUGGUCCUAGGAUGUUGUGUGACUUUGAAAAUUGUUUUUUUCUUAUUCUAUGCAGUCAGUGUAUAGUGUAUGACUUCUUAUGUUCAGCACUGAACUUACUCAUGCAAACAAUCAAGUUUGUCGUACACCAGGUUUAGGUGUCUGACAUUCUGUUUGACUGACUAAUAGUUUGAUGACCUGUCUCUGCCUGGUACACCCUGGACGUAGCUUCCAAACCCAAGAACGUGAAGCUGUGUGUCUCUUUGUCUGCUGAGACCACCCCACCAGUUACAUGUGUACUUGAACUAGACCUUCCAUUGUCAGGGUGCAUGGAUACAGCUUUAAGACAUACCUCUGUUACUGGUCACCGCUCCUCUCGAGGCAAUAUAGCCUAUAGUAAGCUCAGUGAUUGUUUGAUCCCCACCUUGUCAGAGUGCAAACGGUCCUGGGGGAAACAAUCUGGGAGAGUGUGUGUGCGGGGUACUUACUAGGUUAGCUAGCUAGCUGGCUGGUGCUGCGCUUUCGCCGUGCUCCCCCUUCACCGGGUGCAGGUCGGCGGUGAGAUCGAUCCUCCGCGUUGGGUUCCGUGUUGCACGGAUCGCCGCGUUUGGCUCGUGAUCCGUGAGGUUUGCUUCUCCAGCAGCCUGCGUGAGCACAGCAGCGCUUGGGUUCCCCAUUGUGAUCCCUGCAGCACAGUGCAUAAAGAAACACAUUCAUUAUUGCCCCUUCAUUUUUAUGAGCCUCCAGCGUCUUGGCACUGUUGGACACAUCCCCCUUCAUUUCGUAGCGAAGCCCAAUAUUAUAGAAGAAAGCGUACAAGGGUGGCGGGUGGUGGGAGAGAGUGUGGUGCCAACAUUAUUCGCUGUUUCUCACUGUGUUUUGAAAAAAAGCUUGUUAGCUACGUGUCUCUGUAGCAGAUUGUCCGUGCCACAGCUUUGGGUAGCUGGGCCCUGCUUGUCUGGCUCUGCUGCAGGCAAUGUGGCUGCUUCACCUUGCAUGUUUGCUCUCAGCGCACCGAAUGAAAGACGUACAGGAAGCAGCCUGUAGCGUGACAUUUCUAUUUUCAUAGUUCUAUUCUGUGAUUCGUCAGGAGCCGUAUUCUGUAUGGUGUUGUCUGCAGGAAACGGGCGAGAUCAGCGACGUUUUUAAUGUCUACUGACUGACUGUGGGAGUGUGCUGGUACUGAUGUCCCACACCUCUGAUUGAUUGACCCGUUUUAAUAGAGUCACCACAGUGCACAGCUGUUGCAUUGUUUGGUUCCUGUCUGCACACACACGUCUGUACAGGGUUUUUUGAAUGGGAGGGUUACAGUUUUUACUUUGUGUGAAAAGUCAGCGGGAUGAGGGGAAAACAGACAUCUCUGCUGCCAUGCUGCACCUGCUAUGGCUCUGUGGUUCUGUUCCGGUAGUGCUGCCUGCGGCAUUUUGUGCUUGGACGCAAACCGGUUUGUUACAUCAUGUAUCUCCCUCAUCAGUGUCCUGUAGUUGCUUUUGUGUGUCUACUGGGAAUACAUAUUUGGUGCUGUGUAGUGGAGCUGGUUGCAUCUCUCCCGCUGGACAGAUUAAUGCUGCCAGUUGCUGUUGAUCUGGGCCCUCGUGCUGAUGGCAGCUACUGACAGUCCUGCCACGGCUUCUAUGGUGAUGUCCCUGUUUGUGUGGUCGGCAGUGCUUGCGGGUGUUCGACCCACUCCUGGACUUUCCCUGGCUUCAGACGGGAUUCUCGUAUGAACAAAACCGCUGAUAAAUGGAAUUGAUCUCUGCUGACUUGCCCUGCAUCAGGCCUCUCAUGGCAGCUUUGGUCGUCCAUUCCUCACAUGAGCAGAGGAGUCGGACUGCAGCGCCACAGCAGUGCAAGGUCCUUCUGUACAUUUUUUGGCACGCUACUCCUACACACUUUCAAGUACAGAUACGGUUCAAAUAUAAAACUGUUCCGCUACUUCUGUACCAAGUACAAUAAAAUAAAUAAUAAUAAAUAAAUAUAAUAUUAAUAUUACUUUUUUGCCACACUAAAAUUAUGGAGAUAUCGUGUUGGAGACCAACAGAGCUUCAUAUUAUAUAGAUAUAUACUUUUAAUAUAUCUAACCACUUUGAGCUAUUUGUUUUAAUGUUUCAGCAUUUCUAGAGUAUUAAAUUAAACAUUACAGCAAUCAACAUUAUAUGCAGAUUUUCAGCUCAGUGCAUUGUGGGUAAUGCACUAACAAAGUGUAAGUGAAGGAGUUAUUCUUGCAGUGAUUGAUGAAUGAGUUUACAUUUUGUAAUGGAAAAGUAAUAUUUGUGAAGGUGUUUUCUAUUGUGACAGAACAAAACAUUGCAUUCAGCAUAAAAUGAUCAAAUCUAUGAACUCGCUGUUUUGUAUGUAACCCUUUUCACUGAUUUGUGAAUGAUCAUAAAACUGUUUGUGCAGAUAAAAAAUAUAUUAUUUUAACUUCUUAGCAACAAUCCAGAUAUAAAGGGGGGCACAGAGAUAGAGAUUUCAUAAUUAAACUCUUGCAGGGCAACUGCACUGUAAAUGCACUGUUUCUGCGUACUUCUCUUCUUGCAAGAAUAAACCAUAGAAAGACAA